Molecule: messenger RNA, 1869 nt
Organism: Hyposmocoma kahamanoa
Lineage: Eukaryota; Metazoa; Arthropoda; Insecta; Lepidoptera; Cosmopterigidae
Product: inhibitor of growth protein 1-like
Exons: 5
Coding region: 91-1056 (321 amino acids)
Biological process (GO): positive regulation of DNA-templated transcription
Cellular component (GO): nucleus
Source: RefSeq, a predicted model, not a curated record
GCCGCCCAUACGCUAGCCCGCUACUACCAUUUUUGUAGAAUUGAACAGUUUCGUGUCAGGUUAUUGAGAAAUUGCGGCACACCUCUCAAGAUGUUAAAUCAAGCAAAGACGGAAGCACAGCUUUCGGCAAACUACGUUGGAAAUUACUUGGAUUGCGUAGAGGACUUACCGAACGAUUUGCAGAGGCAUUUGUCUCGUUUGCGGGAGCUUGACGUAUCUUACAGAGAAUGCGUCCGAGAUGUCCAAGCCCAGUUCCUGCUGUGUGGUGGAGCCAACCCUCAUGAAUAUACGCUUUCGAGAGCUUCUGUACAUCUACAAGCUAUUCUGUUGCGUGCUCAAGAAAUUGGAGAUGAGAAACUUCAAGAGGUUCAAAUGAUCCAAGAUCUUAUUGAUAAUAAACAAAGAUCUUUGGAUACUGACCAUAAAAAGCUUAUAUCUUGCCUUGAAGUUUAUACGAAUGGGAAUGCAAAAAAAGAGCCCACACCACCAUCAGACACAAUCAAUGAAAAAGAUUCGGGCUCCCCACAGAUCCGUGAGCACCAUGUACCUACACCUCCGACAGAGAGGACUGUGGAAAAAGAAAAAGACAAGGGUGAACAAGAUAAACCAGGAGGCGAGCGAUGGUCGAAGCGGACCCGGGGGACGCGCAACAAAACCAGCACCAUCACAGAUGGCGCUGAGAGCAGCGAGCGAGAUAUUUGUCGACAUGUUCCCAAUAGCAGCCACAAAAAAUGCGUUGGCAAGAAGAAGAAACCUAAAGCGCAUCAAGUGGCGCAGCGCUUGGAGACGCCGUCUGAGGAGGUGGACGCAAUCGACCCAGACGAACCACGCUACUGUCUCUGCGACCAGAUCUCAUUCGGCGCGAUGAUCCUUUGCGACAACCACCUCUGCCCCAUAGAAUGGUUCCACUUCUCCUGCGUCUCCCUCACCACCAAACCCAAAGGAAAAUGGUUUUGCCCCAAAUGUCGCGGCGACAGGCCCAACGUAAGGAAGCCGAAAAACCAAUUUCUUAAGGAGCUCGAGAGAUACAAUAAGGAGAAAGAAGAAAAAGCAUGAUGUUACGAAAACGGAGGUUGUUACGUUUGUGUAGACAGGUAGUUAUUAUUUGAGUUAAAAGACAAUUAGUUUUUGUUCGACAAACUUAAUUGUAGUUAGGAAACUUUAAGUAAUACUGUGAAUUGAUUUCGAUUGUAAUUUGUGAUUUAACGAUCCUUGUAUAAUGUGACAACGUUUGAAGUCUUAGUCCAUCGCACCUUUAGAACGAAAGUGACCCAACACAAAAUUCCAAAGUUUUGAAGUUGUGGCAUUUUCAAUUUAUUACUCUUGAAGUACUAAAGGUAAAAAUAAUAACAUUGAAAAUGUAGCCUUAAUGAGUCAGUUUCAAAUAAACAACCUUAUGAACAAUUAUUUUUAGAGUCGUUUUACAUUAUAAACAAUUUUUUUUAAUUAGGUCGCUUUCAUUCUAAAGUUGAGAUACAUUAAUUAGGUCAAUGUUGAGAUAUUAUAAGUUGUCAUCAUUAUAUUUGGGGUCUUAAAUAUAUUUGAGCGUUCUGAUGUUUUAAAUUUUAAAAUGUUUUAUAAACAGAUCCCAGGGAAUAAGACCAGGCCUAUAGGCUAUAAUUAUUAUAAUGUAUUAUGUACUUGUCUUACUUCAAGUUAUGAUAUGUGUUUUUUAAAUUAAUUGGUACUUGGUGCAACGGGCUGGUAUCGGCAACUCGACGACAAAGCGCCUAUUUUGCGUGUGGUUUUUUAAAUUAUUAAUAUUGUUUCUACACACAUCAACAGAAUCUGAGGAUAUUUUAUAUUUCAUCAAAUAUCAAAAAAUUUAUGAAGAAUUUUCUAAUACAGUAAAUGGAAGAAUGGUAGGUG